Messenger RNA from Pistacia vera, 1254 nucleotides. RefSeq lists its product as uncharacterized. The record is from RefSeq and is a predicted model, not a curated record. The transcript is spliced from 7 exons. The coding region runs from base 1 to 1254 and encodes 417 amino acids. Lineage: Eukaryota; Viridiplantae; Streptophyta; Magnoliopsida; Sapindales; Anacardiaceae.
AUGGCGUUGAAAUUAUGGAGCAGGGUGGUGGUGGUGGUGUGCAUUUUGUUGAUCACAUAUAAUGUUCUAGCAGCAGCAGGCAAAAAUAGCAACUUAUCUCACGAAAAGCAGAGGGAAUUCGAUAACCACUUGAAUCGCUUAAACAAGCCUCCUGUUAAAUCCAUUGAGAGUCCAGAUGGCGACAUCAUUGAUUGUGUCAAUAUUGCACAUCAACCUGCAUUUGAUCAUCCUUCCAUGAAAAACCAUAAAAUUCAGAUGAAACCAACUUAUGAUCCACAAGGUGAUUUUGUUACCAACGAAGAGAAGGCAAAAGGAAAGUCAGAGCCGAUUACCCAGUUAUGGCACUUGAAGGGACGAUGUCCAGAAGGUACAAUUCCCAUAAGAAGAACUAAAAUGGAUGAUAUUCUUAGAGCAGGCUCGAUUGAAAAUUUCGGAAAGAAGACACAUGGAUCCAUCCCUCAAUCGGGUUUAACUAAGUCUGUUAACGAAGUUGAUAACAAUGGCCACGAGUACUCAGUAGCUACUGUAAAAGGAGAAAAAUAUUAUGGAGCAAGGGGAAGCAUAAACGUUUGGAACCCAAAAGUCCAAGACCCUUCUGAAUUUAGCCUGUCUCAAAUCUGGUUAGUCGGAAGUUCAACAACAAAUGUCACUACAAUUGAAGUUGGUUGGCAGGUCUGCCCGGGACUUUAUCUGGAUUCAAACACUCGAUUAUUCAUUUAUUGGACUAAGGACUCGUACACCAAUACGGGUUGCUACAAUCUGUUUUGUGAAGGAUUUGUUCAACUCAACAAGGACAUAGCAAUUGGUGCGACCCUCGCCCCUGUUUCUCAAAUUGGCGGUACUCCAUAUGAAAUCAAAAUAUUCAUUUGGAAGGAUCCAGUAGAAGGCAACUGGUGGCUGCGAGUAGGGGAAUUUACAAAUACAGUGGGUUACUGGCCAGGUGAACUAGUGCCGGACCUGGCUGAUGGUGCUGCAACCGUUCAGUGGGGUGGAGAGAUUGUAAACUUUGAGCCAAAUUUUCAGCACACCACUACACAAAUGGGCAGUGGUCGUUUCGCUGAAGAAGGUCCUGCAAAGGCUAGUUACAUCAGGAAUAUGCAAAUUAUUGAUGAUUCCAACAUUCCUAGACUUCCCAAAGAUCUUAAAAUUUCAACUUCAAAAGCAGGCUGUUAUGAUAUCAAAAGUUUCGAAAUUGCCAAUAAGGAGAAGUACAUUUUCUACGGCGGUCCUGGGAGAAACCCUAAGUGCCCCUGA